Galeopterus variegatus (Sunda flying lemur) is the source of this 2383-nucleotide messenger RNA. It is a transcript of the gene DHX33, whose product is annotated as DEAH (Asp-Glu-Ala-His) box polypeptide 33. Gene Ontology annotation, molecular function: RNA binding. Gene Ontology annotation, cellular component: nucleolus; intracellular anatomical structure. NCBI's taxonomy places the organism in Eukaryota, Metazoa, Chordata, Mammalia, Dermoptera, Cynocephalidae. The coding region runs from base 337 to 1989 and encodes 550 amino acids. The record is from RefSeq and is a predicted model, not a curated record. The transcript is spliced from 12 exons. Gene Ontology annotation, biological process: positive regulation of transcription by RNA polymerase I.
CCCUAUCGUGAGGCCGUGGAGCUGCAGCGCCGGAGUCUGCCCAUCUUCCAGGCGCGGGGGCAGCUGUUGGCCCAGCUCCGAAACCUGGACAGCGCCGUCCUCAUUGGGGAAACUGGCUCCGGAAAGACAACUCAGAUCCCUCAGUACCUCUAUGAAGGGGGAAUUAGCCGCCAGGGCGUCAUUGCCGUGACCCAGCCUCGGCGAGUGGCUGCCAUCUCUCUUGCUACCAGAGUCUCAGAUGAGAAGAGAACUGAACUCGGGAAGCUGGUUGGCUAUACAGUGCGCUUUGAGGAUGUCACCUCAGAAGACACCAGGAUCAAGUUUCUAACAGAUGGCAUGCUUCUGCGUGAAGCAAUUUCAGACUCCCUGCUUCGGAGGUACAGCUGUGUCAUUUUGGAUGAAGCCCAUGAACGGACAAUCCAUACAGAUGUGCUCUUUGGAGUGGUGAAAGCUGCACAGAAGAGGCGAAAGGAACUGGGGAAACUGUCUCUCAAAGUGAUCGUGAUGUCAGCUACAAUGGAUGUGGACCUGUUCUCUCAGUAUUUCAAUGGAGCCCCCGUUCUCUACCUGGAGGGUCGGCAGCAUCCAAUUCAGAUUUUUUACACCAAACAGCCUCAGCAUGAUUACCUGCACGCAGCACUUAUCUCGGUCUUCCAGAUCCACCAGGAAGCCCCUUCUUCUCAGGAUAUCCUGGUGUUCCUCACUGGUCAGGAGGAGAUCGAAGCGAUGAGCAAGACCUGCCGAGACAUUGCAAAGCACCUCCCAGACAGCUGCCCCUCGAUGCUGGUCCUUCCUCUGUACGCCUCCCUGCCCUAUGCACAGCAGCUUCGCGUCUUCCAAGGGGCCCCCAAGGGCUAUCGCAAAGUGAUCAUUUCAACCAACAUCGCUGAAACCUCCAUAACCAUUACAGGAAUAAAAUAUGUAGUUGACACGGGCAUGGUUAAAGCAAAGAAGUAUAACCCUGAAACAACAGUGAUGAGCGUGGCACUAAUGGGGCCCGUCCUCCUUCCAGACAGUGGUCUUGAGGUGUUAGCUGUGCAGCGGGUGUCAAAGACCCAGGCCUGGCAGCGCACAGGGAGGGCUGGCAGAGAGGACAGUGGCAUCUGCUACCGGCUCUACACUGAGGAGGAGUUUGAGAAGUUUGAGAAGACGACCGUGCCAGAGAUUCAGAGGUGCAACCUGGCGAGUGUGAUGCUGCAGCUCCUGGCAAUGAAAGUCCCAAAUGUGCUCACCUUUGAUUUCAUGUCCAAACCAUCUCCUGAUCACAUUCAGGCGGCCGUUGCCCAACUGGACCUGUUAGGUGCUCUUGAACAUAAGGAUGACCAGCUUACCCUGACUCCAAUUGGAAGAAAGAUGGCAGCAUUUCCUUUAGAACCCAAAUUUGCCAAAACCAUCCUCCUUUCCCCAAAAUUCCACUGUACAGAGGAGAUCCUGACCAUUGUUUCUCUGCUGUCUGUGGACAGCGUGCUCUACAACCCUCCAUCCCGGCGAGAUGAAGUGCAGGGUGUCCGGAAGAAGUUCAUAUCCAGCGAGGGGGAUCACAUUACCCUCCUCAAUAUCUAUCGGACCUUCAAAAACUUAGGCGGAAAUAAGGACUGGUGCAAAGAAAAUUUUGUCAACAGUAAGAAUAUGAUGCUAGUAGCUGAAGUCAGAGCACAGUUGAGGGACAUCUGCUUAAAGUUGUCAAUGCCAAUCAUGUCAUCCCGAGGAGACACGGAGAAUGUCCGCCGCUGCCUGGCACACAGCCUCUUCAUGAGCACUGCUGAGCUUCAGCCAGACGGGACCUAUGCCACCACGGACACCCACCAGCCAGUGGCCAUCCACCCUUCAUCUGUCCUCUUCCACUGCAAGCCAGCCUGUGUAGUGUACACUGAGCUGCUCUACACCAACAAGUGCUACAUGCGAGACCUCUGCAUUGUAGACGCCGAGUGGCUCUAUGAGGCUGCCCCCGAGUACUUCAGGAGGAAGCUGAGAACUGCCAGAAACUAAGCUGCUCCAUGAUGCUGCCAGAAUUGCCAGUGCCUGGGAGCUUGGACCACAGCUAUGUUCGUAGCAGUCUUCUAGGUUGGCGCCCAGAGAAGCGGCAAGUUUAAUGCAGCUGGACGUGCCCAAUUUCCAGGAGUUCGAAAGCAUCUUUGCUUGCACAUAGACAUGUACAUAUCACUUAUGCCUUGGAAACUUCAAAGUUCUGCUUUUGGUUCUUGCUGGGUGACUUUGGGCGACUCAGUUAUCUUCUGAGCCCCAGUUUCCUCAUCUACCAAAUGAGUAUAAUAGUAAUUAUAUUUAGUUAUAGGACUGGGGUCAUGAAGUUUACAGAAAGAAAAUGGAAAGUACCCAGAGCUAUGUCUGGCACAUUGUAGACAUACAGUGAAUUUUGAGCCAU